AUGGUCGAUUCAUCGGAACAAACUGUUCGUGAUUGUGAAGCAUAUAUAGCUAAACAUGAUAUACAAAAUUUAUUACGUGAUUGUAUUGUGCAAUUAUGUUUGAAAAAACCCGAUAAUCCUAUUAGUUUCUUAUCUACAUAUUUUGAAAAAUUGGAUACAACAAAAUUAUCCAUGCAACAUCAUACAUCACGUUGUCAACAACAGCAAGGUGGUUCAAGAACAUCUCAUUCGCCUGAUCAACAUGAUCAGCAAACAACAAAACCAAAAGGCACAUCAUCAGUUUCAUCACCACGAUCUACAACAGAUUCACAUCAGAAUGGACAAGAUCAAGAUGGUUUAGGAGAUUUAGAUUCUGCUCCAACUGGUAGUGCUGUUAAAGCACGUGAUCGUCGUGGUGCUGUAUCAGCAGAACCAUUUAAAGAAGAAGAUGCAACAUCAUAUGUUAAAACUGUAAUACCAAAAGAUUAUGCAACAAUGCAAGCGCUAUCCAAAGCGAUACAAUCAAAUUUAUUAUUUAGUCAUUUGGAUGAUAGUGAAAAAUCGGAUAUAUUUGAUGCUAUGCAACCGUUUAAUCAUAAAACAGGUGACACAAUUAUUCAACAAGGUGAAGAAGGCGAUUUUUUUUAUAUUAUUGAUCAAGGUGAAGUGGACGUUUAUGUCAAUAAUAAAUGUGUUACAUCUAUAUCCGAUAGUGGAAGUUUUGGAGAAUUGGCAUUAAUUUAUGGAACACCUCGUGCAGCAACAAUUAAAGCUAAAACAGACUGUAAAUUAUGGGCCAUUGAUAGAAAGACUUAUCGUCGUAUAUUGAUGGGUAGCACAAUUAAGAAACGUAAAAUGUAUGAAGAAUUUUUAUCGAAAGUGAAAAUUUUACAAGAAUUAGAUCAAUGGGAACGCUUAACGGUGGCUGAUGCUUUAGAACCUGUUCAAUUUAAUGAUGGUGAUAAUAUUGUUGUGCAAGGAGAACCUGGAAAUGAUUUUUUCAUUAUUGUUGAAGGUCAAGCUGUUGUUUAUCAAAAACGUUCAGAAGAUGAACAACCGUUAGAAGUUAGUAAAUUGGGACCAUCAGACUUUUUUGGUGAAAUAGCAUUAUUAUUUGAUCGCCCACGUGCAGCCACAGUAAAAGCUCGAGGUCUAUUGAAAUGUGUCAAGAUGGAUCGAGGUCGAUUUGAAAGAGUAUUGGGACCAAUCUCGGACAUAUUAAAACGAAAUGUUGCUCAAUAUAACUCAUUUAUUAAUUUAGCCGUUUAA
Didymodactylos carnosus is the source of this 1248-nucleotide messenger RNA. The record is from the annotation of a GenBank genome assembly. NCBI's taxonomy places the organism in Eukaryota, Metazoa, Rotifera, Eurotatoria, Philodinida, Philodinidae.